CUACUGUGUCUGCAAAAAUUUGAGGAAAUAAUGGAGCGUCGCAGAAUCGGAAUUGGGAUGGUCCUGGCAGUGUUCUAUGGUGUAGAUCCCUUACAUGUAGGUAGUCAAACAGGUGAGUUUGGAGAAGCAUUUGAUAAACUUUUGAACAGAAUUUCUCCGGAGGAAGACCAAGUGCAGAGAUGGAGGAUGGCGCUUCGUGACGCUAGCGGCAUUCCAGGAUUUAAUGGAAGUAAGAGUGAAGAUAUCGGGAAUCUAGUUGGAGUUGUUACUCGUCUGCGGGAUAAGAUAUCCUUGUUCGGCUUUGCUGAGCAAUCAGUGGGAGUAGAAUCUCGUGUACAAGAAGUGAUUCAACUAUUGAACAGCAAAAAAUCAGAACAUCCUCUAGUUCUAGGGAUAUGGGGGAUAGGAGGGAUUGGUAAAACAACAGUUGCCAAAGCCAUCUAUAAACAAAUCGGUCUCAAUUUUGAUGAUAGCAGGUUCAUCCUAAAUGUUAGAUCAGGUUGGGAACAAAAUAAUGGCCAAGCUCCUUUACAAGAAUGGCCUCUUUCUGGUAUCUACAAAAAGACAAAAAUAAAGAUGGGUACAAUUGAAGCAGAAAUAGUGAUAUUAAAGGAAAACAUUCGCCCAAAAAAAUUACUUCUUGUGCUUGACGAUGUGAAUAAAUUUGACCAAUUGAAAGCUUUGUGUGGAAGUCGUGAAUGGUUUGGUCCUGGAAGUGUAAUAAUCAUCACAACAAGAUAUGAACAUCUACUUCUUCAACUUGGAGUUGACCAUGCACAUAGAAUGAAAGAAAUGGACAAAAAUGAAUCUCUUGAGCUUUUUAGUUGGCAUGCGUUCAAACAAGCAAGUCCUACUAAACGUUUUGAGGGCCUUUCUAAUGUUAUAGUUGAAUAUUCUGGGGGAUUCAUGCUAGUUCUUCAAGUCCUUGGGUCCUUUUUAUUUUCUAAAGGAAAAAAGGAGUGGAAUAGUGCAUUGGAAAAACUCAAAAUGAUUCCCCACGAUGAUGUAUUAAGCAAACUCAAAAUUAGUUUUGAUGAUUUAAGGGAUGAAGUAAAAAAAAUAUUCCUUGAUAUAGCUCUUUUCUUUAUUGGGAUGGUUCAAGGUGAUGUAGUGAAGAUAUUAAAUGACUCUGGGCUUUCUGCAAAAUUUGGAAUUAGUGUCCUCGUCCAAAAAGUCCUUGUAACUGUUGACCAGGAGUACAGGCUUGGAAUGCAUGAUAUGCUACGAGACAUGGCAAGAGAAAUUAUUAAGAAGGAAUCACGGAUUCAGCCUGAGCCAAGGAUAUUCGAAUAUGAUGUGUUCUUGAGUUUCAGAGGCAAAGACACUCGUGCAUCAUUCACUUCUCAUCUAUGUACCUCUCUUCAAAAUGCCGCAAUUCGUACUUUUAGGGACGAUGAUGAGAUUCGAAGGGGAGAUCAGAUCAAAAUCUCAUUGUGGCAAGCAAUCAGAAUGUCUAAAAUUAUUGUCAUUGUUUUGUCUAGAAAUUAUGCUAAUUCAAGAUGGUGUAUGGAAGAGUUAGAGUUCAUAAUGGAAAAUUGCAGAACCAAGGGUCAGGUGGUUGUACCUGUGUUCUACGGCGUAGAUCCCUCAGAAGUACGUAAUCUGACAGGUGAGUUUGGUGAAGCUUUUAAAGAUCUUAAAAGUAGAAUCUCAAUGGAUGCAAACCGGGAGAAGAAUUGGAGGAAAGUGCUCCUUGAAGUUGGUGGCAUCGCAGGAUUUGUCGUCAUAGAUUCCAGGGAUGAAACUGAAGAUAUCAGGAAUAUAGUUGAAAGUGUUACUGGUUUGCUAGACAACACGGAUUUGUUUGUUGCUGAACAUCCGGUGGGAAUAGAAUCUCGGGUGCAAGAUGUGAUUCAACUAUUGAACAACCAACAAACAAAACAUCCUCUACUUCUAGGCAUAUUGGGGAUGGGAGGGGUUGGCAAAACAACCGUUGCCAAAGCCAUUUAUAAUGAAGUUGGUCGCAAUUUUCGGGCUAAGAGCUUCCUCCUAAAUGUCAGGGAAGAUUGGGAAAAAAGUAAUGGACAAAUUUCUUUACAACAACGGCUUCUUUCUGAUAUAUACAAAACAACAAAAGUGAAGAUAGAUACAACUGAAUUAGGAAAAGUGGAAUUACAAAAGAGACUUAGCCAGAAAAGGAUAUUUCUUGUGCUUGACGAUGUAGAUAAAUUGGACCAAUUGAAUGCUUUGUGUGGAAGUCGUAAAUGGUUUGGUAGGGGAAGCAGAAUAAUCAUCACAACAAGAGAUAAACAUCUACUUAGUGUGCUUAGAGUUGACCGCCUAUACAGAAUGAAAGAAAUGGACAAAAAUGAAUCUCUUGAGCUUUUUAGUUGGCAUGCGUUCAAGCAAGCAAGUCCUAAUGAAGGUUUUGCUAACAUUUCUAGAGAUGUUGUUAAAUAUUCUGGGGGAUUGCCGCUAGCUCUUCAAGUACUUGGAUCCUUUUUGAAUUCUAGGGGGGUAAGGGACUGGGAGAGUGCAUUGGAAAAACUCAAAAUCAUUCCCAAUCAUGAAAUACUGAGGAAGCUUAAAAUAAGUUUUGAUGGUUUAAAUGAUGAUAAAGUGAAAGAAAUAUUCCUUGAUAUAGCUUUUUUCUUUAUUGGGAAGGAUCGAGAUGAUGUAAUUGAGAUAUUAAAUGACUGUGGGCUUUUUGCAGAAAUUGGAAUAAGCGAACUCGUAGAAAAAAGUCUUGUAACUGUUAACAAUAAGAACAGGCUCGGAAUGCAUGAUUUGCUGCGAGACAUGGGAAGAGAAAUCGUUCGGGAAAAAUCACCAGAGUUGGCCGAGGAGCGCAGUAGGGUAUGGCUCCAAGAAGAUGUGCUUGAUGUGUUAUCAAAAGAUACAGGAACGAUAGCUGUUAAGGGACUGACUUUGAAGUUGCCAAGGAUGGAAACAACAACUGGUUUGAAAACCAAAGCAUUUGAGAAGAUGAAGAGACUGAGAUUGCUUCAACUUGCUGGCAUACAACUUGAUGGUGAUUAUAAAUAUCUCUCACAAGAUCUUAGAUGGCUUUGCUGGGAUGGAUUUCCUUCAAUAUAUACACCUGAAGACUUUCAUCAAGGAAGUUUAGUUGCCAUUGAGUUAAAAUAUUCCAAUAUGCAACAGGUGUGGAUGAAGUCCAAGAUGCUGACGAAGCUGAAAAUUCUCAAUCUCAGUCAUUCUCCUAACUUGAGAGAAACCCCAGACUUUUCGAAGAUACCAAAUCUGAAGAAGUUAAUACUAGGGUUAAUACUCAAAGAUUGUCCACGUUUGUCUUCGGUUUCUGAUACUAUUGAACAUCUCAAAGAAAUUCUUCUGAUAAAUUUGAAAGACUGUACAGGCCUUAGUACACUUCCAAGAAGCAUCUAUAAGUUAAAGACAUUAAAAAUUCUCAUUCUGUCUGGAUGUUCAAAAAUUGACAUGUUGGAAGAGGACUUGGAACAGAUGGAAUCUUUAACCACCCUGAUUGCAGAUAAGACUGCUAUAAAAAGAGUGCCCUUUUCAAUUGUGAGAUCAAAAAGCAUUGCAUAUAUUUCAUUGUGUGGCUAUAAAGGAUCCUCACGUGAUGUGUUUCCAUCUCUUAUAUGGUCUUGGAUGUCUCCAACAAACAUUGUCUUAUCCCAAGUUCAAACAUCUGCGGGCAUGUCAUCUCUAGCUUUCUUAGAUGAACAAAAUAGUAGUUUCCAUGUUCAAUCAUCUACUCUCAAAGACCUUCAGAAGCUUCAACGUCUUUGGGUGGAGUGCGACUCAGAAGUUCAACUAAAUGAAACUGUAGAAAGAAUUUUGGAUACUUUAAAAACCACAAAUUACGAGGAGUUGGAAGCAAUGCCAAGCACAUCACAUGUAUCAAAUAUGAAGACUUCUGCAUUAAUUGUUUGUCACAGUCAAGCUCGCAUUUCAGGAUCAAAAAAUUCCCUGACAUCUCUUUUAAUUCAAAUGGGAAUGAACUGCAAUGUCACCAAUAUUCUUAGAGAAAGCAUUUUACAGAAAAUGUCUCCCAUUGGGCCCGUUUUCCUCCCUAGUGACAAUUAUCCUGAUUGGUUAGCCUUCAGUGGUGAAGGUUCUUCUGUAGUUUUCGAUGUCCCUCAAGUGAAGGAGCGUAACUUGAAGACAAUCAUGUGCCUUGUCUAUAUUUCUUCCCCAGACAGUAUGACACCAGAAGUCCUUAAAAAUAUGUUGGUGAUAAAUUACACAAAGAACACCAUUCAGCUCUACAAGAGAGACGCAUUAACCCCCUUUGAAGACGAGGAGUGGCUGAGAGUAGUAUCAAAUAUAGAACCGGGUAACAAAGUGAAGGUUGUUCUUGUUUUUGAGAACAGAUACAUUGUGAAUUAUACAACAGUUUUUCUCAUAUAUGGUGAACCAAUUAACGAAAAAUUGGAGCACUGCCAUACACCAGAUAAAAAUGCUGUUGUUUCUGGUGGUGAUGAAAAUAGUAUAAGCAAGGAGAAUUCAGAUCCCCCCGCUCAAGCUGAAAUGUUUUUUGGAAAUCGACAAAGGAAGAAGGGAAAGCAGAUAAACCAAGAAACAAAUAAUGCAAUUGUAAGUUUAUCUUUAUAA
Gastrolobium bilobum is the source of this 4536-nucleotide messenger RNA. RefSeq names its product TMV resistance protein N-like. Gene Ontology annotation, molecular function: ADP binding; ATP hydrolysis activity. The coding region runs from base 31 to 4536 and encodes 1501 amino acids. The record is from RefSeq and is a predicted model, not a curated record. Gene Ontology annotation, biological process: defense response; signal transduction. Lineage: Eukaryota; Viridiplantae; Streptophyta; Magnoliopsida; Fabales; Fabaceae. The transcript has 9 exons.